Molecule: messenger RNA, 951 nt
Organism: Botrytis fragariae
Lineage: Eukaryota; Fungi; Ascomycota; Leotiomycetes; Helotiales; Sclerotiniaceae
Exons: 2
Coding region: 1-951 (316 amino acids)
Source: RefSeq, a predicted model, not a curated record
AUGUCAAACCAAACUUCCCUCUCGAACAAUACUUUCAGUUCCAACAGUACCUUGUCGAUGUCUCAAAUUUGCAUCAUAGAUGGUAACUCCGAUAUUUAUGGUCUCGGUAUUCGCAUCGGUUACUACCUUCAAUGGUAUGCCUCACUUCUUGCAUCUGCUCCCAGAGGUUCUUCAGGAAAAGUUGCUUUGGGCGAAGUUCAAAGCCUCUCGCUUUCCAUUUUUCUCUUCAGCUUGGCGACUUUCCUGGCUCUAAUCACUCAAACUUCGACGCUAAAACUGGCUGAGGUUUAUAUCAUUCUACUCUUUAUAGUAGGCUAUCAUUAUUACUUCAUACCUAAGAUGUUUAUGGCACUACUCAGCUUUAUCAAACAGCUUUUCAACAAAGGGGAGAAAGAUGAGACAGGACAAAAGAAGCACCGCAGCUGGGAAUUUAAUUUUCUAGUUGGUUUAUUCUUCUGUGCCAUUUCUUGUUUUCAACUAUGGUUCUGGGGUGGACAUUUUCAGGAUCGCAAGGGAAAGUCUAACACUUGUCCUAAUUUUGGAUUUGGAUUCAUAAGGGUUGAUCUUGAGAAUAUUGCAUUUCGUGCUUUCAACAUAACAUAUUGGAUUCUGUUGUUAAUUUUGUCCUUUGGGAUUUUAUGGAAUUCUUGGAAUGUCUAUAUCCAGAAGGGACAAGCUUCAAAGGAUCAUUUUAGCUCAUCAUCUUCAAGUAGCUUAAAAUCCGGCCGCAGCAGUACGAGAUCAUUGAAAGAGUCAAACUCGAUAAGUGAUUUCAUAGGAUUUGGGAUUCUUUUCAUUUUCACGGCGGUUAUGAUUUUUGCCAUCGAAAAAAGCAUAAUGUGGAAUCAAAUUGCUAGAGUGACGACAUUAGCUGAAGCCGGACAGUUGAUCCCCCUUUUUAUUGGACUGGGAUCGUUGCUUAGGGUUUGUUAUGUUGGAGUGAAAGGUUAA